CAGUUUCUCACGCAUCACAUUAAGGGCUCCCUUUUCAAAAGUCAAGACUUGCCCUUGCUUGUGUCGACGAAAUUGAAUACUUUAAUAUCCCUUCUCCCCCUAACACCAUCCACAUCUUACAAUGCCUGAAGACUUGUGCUCGGCUUGUCAGGAGCCCCUCCUGAUAGAAGUUGAACCAGACAGCGAUGCCGAGGAGUCAAAGUCGGCUGCAAAGAUCAAUAGUGUUCCUGAUGAUGUUCUAUUGAAUUGUGGUUGUCACUAUCACUGGGAGUGUUUUCUAGAUGCCUACAACAUCACCCAAUGUCCCAGUUGCGAGAAGAAUAUAUCUUCACUGGAUUCCACCGGACAACAACAAGUUCUGGUCGUCCUGAGAAACGAAGGUGGCGUGCAGACUGACUAUGACAUCCUACCUGCUGCUACCGAAGAGGCAUAUCUGCGUGCAUACCCAGAAGAACGGAGAGGACAUGCCUACCUAGAAUUUUGUCGAGAGGGAGAUAUCGACGCUAUUGUUCAUCUGGUUCAGGAUGGUCGAGAAGAUGAAGAGCAUGAACAAGAAGGCGAUGGAUCACAAGCAGAAAUCGAUAUCUUAAGUUACCGUGGGACAUUCGAAGCCGUGGACGGGACUGGUCUUCACGUGGCAAUCCGACACAACCAGCAAGAGGUUGCCUGGCUUCUGUUGGCUCUCGCUUCGGAAUUGGAAUGGUCCAAUUUCCCCCCCGCUGUGCUGGAGGCUAUGAAAAAUCUUGACCUGCAGAAGGAAGAUAGAAGAUCGCAACCAGACAUUCGCACAUUGGAAGAUAAUGAUGGACGCACACCAAUGGCUCUGGCCAAGGAGGUCGGAGGCAUCUGGACACAAUGGCUGGCCCAAGGUUGGUUGGCCCCCUCAGCCCCAUGA
Molecule: messenger RNA, 895 nt
Organism: Exophiala mesophila
Lineage: Eukaryota; Fungi; Ascomycota; Eurotiomycetes; Chaetothyriales; Herpotrichiellaceae
Exons: 2
Coding region: 122-895 (257 amino acids)
Source: RefSeq, a predicted model, not a curated record